UGGGAUUCUGACGAAACAUGCCCUCUGUCGACUGAAGUUUAACAACAAGUUCUGGGAGAGUCAUCAAUACCUUAUUCAUGUUGUAAUUCAACUGAAAUUGUUCGAAGCUCUUCGGCAAAGACUGGAGCACUAUACCCCUUUCUUUCAGCUUAAAGAAAAAGUUAAGAAUACAAGAGUUGCUCUCUUCAUCUGGAGCUCUUCCUUCAGAACUCAGAACCAGACAACAAUUGCUGACCUCACUCAGAAACUUGAAGAUUUAAAUGCAGAUAGAUCAGAUAUGAAUUGGGAGGAAUGGGGAUCUACUAAAAGUAAGCUGAAUAAAGCCCAUGCCCAAGAAGAAAUUUUCUGGCAACAAAAAGCCAAGCACAGAUGGUUAAAGGAAGGGGAUGCCAACACAAAAUUUUUUCAUGCCUUUACCCUGCAAAGAAGAAAACUCAAUGCUAUCACAAGGUUGAUCAAUAAUCAAGGCAAAGUUCUCUCCUCUCAGAAAGAUUUGGAAAAGCAUAUCUCUGAUUUUUACAGUGGCCUUUUCUCUUCUGAAGGAUGUUGGGGAGGAGACUCCAUCCUCCCUCUCAUUCCCAGAAGCAUCACCACAGAAAUGAACAAUGCUCUUCUCAGGCCAGUAGAGAAAGAAGAAGUUAAGAGCUGUCUUUUUAGCCUGAAUCCUGAUAAAUCCCCUGGGGAGGAUGGUAUGACAGCUGCCUUCUACCAGCAUUUCUGGUUGCUCAUUGAGGAUGAUAUUGUGAAGGCUGUCCUGAGCUUUUUCCAUUCAGGUAUGAUUCUAAAGUAUUGGAACCACACAGUUGUCUCCUUAAUUCCAAAAUGCCCCAACCCUAAAUUUCUGAGUCAAUUUAGACCCAUAAGUCUUUGUACUGUUAUUUACAAGAUCAUAUCUAAACUUCUUGCUUUGAGACUUAAGGCUUGCCUUCCAAACUGUGUAAGUGACUACCAAGCUGCAUUCUUGGAGGGAAGACAGUUAACUGAUAAUGUCAUAGUUGCACAAGAGGCCUUCCACUAUCUGAAUAGGCAUGUCUCUGGCCCAAAUUUUUUCAUGGCUCUGAAAUUGGAUCUCAUCAAAGCAUUUGAUCGAGUUGAAUGGUUAUGUCUUAAGAAAAUUAUGAUUCAAAUGGGGUUUGACCAUAGGUUUGUGAAGCUCAUUAUGCUGUGUGUUUCAACUGCUUCCUUUUCCUUCAAAGUAAAUGGAUCAGUGAAUGGAUAUGUAUCACCUUCCAGAGGCAUAAGGCAGAGGGACCUUUUGUCCCCCUAUCUCUUUAUCAUUGUUGCUGAAUUGCUCACUGCCAUUAUCCUUCACUCCAUCUCCUCUGGACUUCUGAAAGGUAUGAAAAUUUCAAGGAAUGGACCUCUCCUCUCUCAUCUGCUCUUUGCAGAUGACUCACUGUUAUUCUGCAAGGCUGGGGUGGAUCAAGCUGGAAUUAUUAUAAGCAUUCUUGAGCAGUACAGGCUGUUUACUGGCCAGACAGUAAACCUCAAUAAAUCUGCUAUUUUCUUCAGCAAGAAUACACCACAGUAUCUCCAAAACUCUAUCUACAGGUCCUUGAAUGGAAUCACUCCUCAUAAAUCAACCAGAUACCUCGGCCUACCCUUGGGUAUUGGCAAAUCGAAGAAAGAGGUUUUUGAUUACCUCCUUGCUUCUGUGAGAAAUAAACUAACCUCUUGGAAUUCUAAAUUACUGAGCUCUGCAGGAAAAGAGGUGCUCUUAAAAGCUGUAAUUCAAGCUCUGUCUGUUUUUACCAUGAGCUGUUUCAUCCUGCCUGUCUCCAUAUGCUCUGAAAUUGCCAGGUUAAGUGCCAAAUUCUGGUGGAAGUCAGGAACCAACCAAUCUACAGGUGUCCAUUGGAAGAAAUGGAACUCUAUCACUGUGCCUAAAGAUUGUGGGGGGAUGGCAUUCCAUGAUCUUCAGCUUUUUAACAAAGCACUUAUAUGUAAACAACUAUGGAGAAUUGCCUCUAAUCCAGAUCUUUUGCAGUACAGGUUGUUUACUGGUCAGACAGUAAACCUCAAUAAAUCUGCUAUUUUCUUCAGCAAGAAUACACCACAGCAUCUCCAAAACUCUAUAUGCAGGUCCCUGAAUGGAAUCACUUCUCAUAAAUCAACCAGAUACCUCGGCCUACCCUUGGGUAUUGGCAAAUCGAAGAAAGAGGUUUUUAAUACCUCCUUGCUGCU
Molecule: messenger RNA, 2184 nt
Organism: Striga hermonthica
Lineage: Eukaryota; Viridiplantae; Streptophyta; Magnoliopsida; Lamiales; Orobanchaceae
Source: the annotation of a GenBank genome assembly